This is a messenger RNA of Xenopus laevis (African clawed frog), 2487 nucleotides long. Its product is annotated as E3 ubiquitin-protein ligase TRIM11. The record is from RefSeq and is a predicted model, not a curated record. NCBI's taxonomy places the organism in Eukaryota, Metazoa, Chordata, Amphibia, Anura, Pipidae. The transcript has a single exon. Bases 600 to 2183 code for a protein of 527 amino acids.
UAACUUCGAAGAGAGUAACGUAUACACCAAUGAAUUUUUCGGCAAAUAUUGUUGGCAUUGGGUUCGCUUCAUUGCCGAUAUCUUCGCAAUAUGGACGGGACCACGUUGGACUCUGGACAAGUUCUUUCAGGAGGUUAACGGGGCAUCAGCCUAUAUCAGGUUAACCCUUGAUGUUAAAACUGACGGUAUUUCCUUUUUGGAUACUUUGAUAAUUUUGAGGGAUGGGGUACUGCGGUCAGAUCUUUACGUUAAACCGACUGAUAAAAAUACUAUGCUUGCCGAUUGUGAGCCUGAAACGUCGCUGCUGUUUGUUUGUCCUGAAAUAAGCCCUUUUGGAAUAAAGGCCUUUUAAGAAUUUAGCUCACGUGUGGUGCUGUCUGUUCAUCGAAUUUGUUUUCAGUUUCUUAUAACCCAAUAUUUUCCUUGUUGCACAUGUAAAGACAAUAAGGGGUUAAUGAAAUGCUUGUUGAGUGUCUAGCUCCUCCCCACGCCUCUAGACACGCCUCCUGCCUUUAUGCCUGAGGGAUCCAGAAAAACAAGUUUCGUUUCUCUCUGAGGCAGAAAACUUUCCAUUUCUCUCCUGGUUCCCGUUGGUCACGAUGGCGAGUGCCGGUGUUAGAGUCGAGGUGACGUGCACCAUCUGCCUGAGCAUUUACACUGAGCCCGUAACUCUGCCGUGUGGCCACAACUUCUGCCAGGGCUGCAUUAACAAAACCUGGGACUGGCAGGAAGGUGUGGAGGAAAAGCCCCCCUGCCCCGAAUGUAGAGAGAGAUUCAGGAGACGUCCGGAACUAAUAAAGAACUUGCGGCUGCGGAACAUCGCAGAACAUUUUCUUCCUGAGCAGCCAAAGCAAGAAAAUACAGACAUCUACUGCACCUACUGUGAUUCCUCUGUGCCCGCUGCCAAGUACUGUGCCCUGUGCAAGGCGUGUCUGUGCCAGAGUCAUGUGCAACUACACAGCAGAGCCCACGUCUUAACGGAACCCCCAGUCUCCCCAGCAAAGCACAAAUGCUCCGUACAUGACAAACUGCUGGAGUUCCACUGCCUUGAGGAUGACGCCUGUAUCUGUGCCUCCUGCUGUUUGGUUGGGGUGCACCAGGGCCACAGGGUGGAGUCGCUGAGCGAGGCCUCCGAGAAGCAGAAAGAGAAACUUAAACGUGUUCUGGAAUAUCUGAUCCCAAACAAAGAGGAUACCGAGAAGGGUCUUGUGAAGCUUAAAGGCCGCAGGGACCAAGUCAAGAAGAAAGCGGCUGCAGAGCGUGAGAAAGUCACUGACCUAUUCAGGUGCAUCCGGGAAUGGCUGGAAGCCCUAGAGAAUCAAAUCCUGGAGGAGAUCUCCAGACAAGAAGAGCAAUAUUCCCUUCCAUACUCCGAUCUUAUCCAGGAACUGGAAAUACAGAAGGAGCAGCUCUCCCAGAAGAUCCACGACAUUGUGGAGCUGUGCAACACGGCCGAUCCAUUGACUGUCCUUCAGGGGUCAGAGAAGGCAGAGGAUCUUGAUUAUGUGGAGAAGAGUUUUGUGCAGAGACCUCCUCCAGUGCCGGAUUUGGACAAGUAUCUGCUCAAAGAGACGUUAGACACAGGGUUGUGUGAUAUUGUGAGGGGGGCAACACAAAUGUGGGAUUACGGGCAGAAGGUGACUGACCUGGAAAUGGACAUAAACACUGCCGGCCCUUAUGUGACUUUAUCAGACGACGGGAAAUCUGCCAACGACUGGAAUUGUGACCAGGAACAUCCCGAAACCCCCGAGAGAUUUGAGCAGAAUCAGGUUCUGAGCACCAGGGGCUUCUCGUCGGGGCGCCAUUACUGGGACGUGGAGGGCAGCGAUUUUGGUAGAUGGUGUGUAGGAGUGGCCUAUCCCAGCUUGGAGAAGGAAGGAGUUAGGUCACUUAUUGGGUUUAAUGAGAAGUCCUGGGGUUUGUACCAGAUGGAUAGGAAUUUCUUUAUGAGUCUUUUACAAGGGUAUCAGUAUAAACUCUUACAUAACAACAAGGAAUAUGAAUUGCCUGGUAUUUCAUCCUGCAGGAGAAUCAGGAUCUCGCUGGACUACAAGGCCGGACGCCUGUCCUUCUAUGAGCUGAGUGACCCCAUUAAGCACCUGUUCUCCUUCACUGCCACCUUCACUGAGCCCCUCUGUGCCGCAUUCUGGCUUGAGUCUGGUUGGGUGAAAAUCAUUAGCUGAGGUUUUGCCCCUCCCACACAUGAUCUGUAGAGAGGGAUCCAUUGUACUGCCUGGAGCUAUAUCCCCCAGACAAACAAGGAUCCAUAGUGCCCGGGGGCAUUUCAGCAGGAAUAGAUAUCUAAACCUCAUACUGGGGCAUAUAGACCUUGCAUAUAAGGUUUAUUAUACUUAAAGAGGCUGUUCACUUUUAUAUUAAACGUUUAGUGUGGUGUAGAGAGGGAUAUUCUGAGACAAUUUGCAUUGAUUCGAAUAAGAGACUGGAAUAUGAAUAGGAGAGGCCUGAAUAGAAAGAUGAGGAAUAAAA